Messenger RNA from Zalophus californianus (California sea lion), 5007 nucleotides. It is a transcript of the gene TXLNA, whose product is annotated as taxilin alpha. The record is from RefSeq and is a predicted model, not a curated record. NCBI's taxonomy places the organism in Eukaryota, Metazoa, Chordata, Mammalia, Carnivora, Otariidae. The coding region runs from base 154 to 1839 and encodes 561 amino acids. The transcript has 11 exons. Gene Ontology annotation, molecular function: syntaxin binding.
GGCGGCUCGGCCGGCAGCGGUUACCCAGGGUUUCCGGUGCGAGGCCAGAGCGGGCGAAGCUGUCGGGAGGUCGGCAGUGAGGUGUGUGUCGCGGAGGCUGGGCGGACUAGGCGACCAGAAGGAUCUGCUCCCAGCCUAGCAUUGCAAACCACAAUGAAGAACCAAGACAAAAAGAAUGGGGCUGCUAAGCAGUCGGGCAACACUUCCAACCCAAAAACCAACCCAGGGCAAGCGGAAGCAGGACCAGAGGGAACCCAGGGGCGGCCCAGCCAGCCGGCUCCUGCGACAGAAGCCGAAGGUUCCUCCAGCCAGGCUCCGGGGAAGACUGAGGGAGCACAAGCCAAAACUGCUCAGUCUGGGGCCCUCCGUGAUGUCUCUGAGGAGCUGAGCCGCCAGUUGGAAGACAUCCUGAGUACAUACUGUGUGGACAACAAUCAGGGGGGCCCAGGUGAGGAUGGGGCACAGGGUGAGCCUGCUGAACCCGAAGAUGCAGACAAGCCCCGGACCUAUGCUUCGCGGAAUGGGGAGCCUGAGCCAGAGACCCCGGUAGUCAAUGGUGAGAAGGAGACCUCCAAGGGGGAGCCGGGCACAGAUGAGAUCCGGGCAAGUGACGAGGUCGGAGACCGAGAUCACCGAAGGCCCCAGGAGAAGAAGAAAGCCAAGGGUCUGGGGAAGGAGAUCACGUUGCUGAUGCAGACACUGAACACGCUGAGCACCCCAGAGGAGAAGCUCGCAGCUCUGUGCAAGAAGUAUGCCGAACUGCUGGAGGAGCACCGGAACUCCCAGAAGCAGAUGAAGCUGCUGCAGAAGAAGCAGAGCCAGCUGCUGCAGGAGAAGGACCACCUGCGUGGGGAGCACAGCAAGGCCGUCCUGGCCCGCAGCAAGCUGGAGAGCCUGUGCCGUGAGCUCCAGCGUCACAACCGCUCACUCAAGGAAGAAGGUGUGCAGCGGGCCCGGGAGGAAGAGGAGAAACGCAAGGAGGUGACCUCACACUUCCAGGUGACGCUGAACGACAUUCAGCUGCAGAUGGAACAGCACAAUGAGCGUAACUCCAAGCUGCGCCAGGAGAACAUGGAGCUGGCAGAGAGGCUCAAGAAGCUGAUCGAGCAGUACGAGCUCCGGGAGGAGCAUAUCGACAAAGUCUUCAAACACAAGGACCUGCAGCAGCAGCUGGUGGAUGCCAAGCUCCAGCAGGCCCAAGAGAUGCUGAAAGAGGCAGAGGAGAGGCACCAGCGGGAGAAGGAUUUUCUCCUCAAAGAGGCAGUGGAGUCCCAGAGGAUGUGCGAGCUGAUGAAGCAGCAGGAGACCCACCUGAAGCAGCAGCUGGCCCUAUACACAGAGAAGUUUGAGGAAUUCCAGAACACUCUUUCCAAAAGCAGUGAGGUGUUCACCACAUUCAAACAGGAGAUGGAGAAGAUGACCAAGAAGAUCAAGAAGCUGGAGAAAGAAACCACCUUGUACCGGUCCCGGUGGGAAAGCAGCAACAAGGCCCUGCUUGAGAUGGCUGAGGAGAAAACACUCCGGGACAAAGAGCUGGAGGGCCUACAGGUGAAAAUCCAGCGGCUGGAGAAGCUGUGCCGGGCGCUGCAGACAGAGCGCAACGACCUGAACAAAAGGGUACAGGACCUGAGUGCUGGUGGCCAGGGCUCCCUCCCUGAUGGCGGCCCUGAGCGAAGACCAGAGGCUGCAACCGCCUCCAGGGAUCAGGGUUGUGAGGGUCCUGGGGCCCAGUCACCAAGCUCCCCGAGGGUCACAGAAGCUCUUUGCUGCCCUGGAGCAGCGAGCACAGAAAUGCCCGGCCAAGCAGGGCCCCAGGAGUCCACCUCCACCACCGCCUAGGGAACCUGGCACGGGGGGCGUGCUGGGAACGGAGCAAGCAGCCCAGCCAGGCCUGGCCCAGGCAAGGCUCCCACCGCUAGGCAGUCCAGUGCUGAGGCCCAGGGUGCUCCGACCUGGCUGACAUCUGACACUUUGCAGUUUUGGAUUUUGUGGGUCAGUUUUCCAUACGUAUGGCAUAUGUGCAAGGCCUCCUACAUUUCUAUAUCUAAGUGGAACAUGGGCUUGCACUGGAGGUGGGGGUGUGCACGGGUGAAGUCACUGGCUCUUCUGUGAGCUGAAGAGUCUUAAAGAGGAGCUGCCAUCUGUAACUGCUGUCACAGUGAGCUGGCAGGACAAGUGACUUGAGCAUUCCCCUGUCUGACUUGAGGCUCAGAUCCCCCCCCUUCCUGCCCUUCAGGGCUUGUGACAAAUGACACACUUAGGCCUUGACUGUGUUUCCCUCGUUAGCAGGGCUUGGGCAGCUCUGGCUUUCCUAGCUCCCCUGGAAGCUCCUUUGCUUCUCUUAACCUGGAGAAGGGGGUCCCUGGGCAGGGCCUGCAGAGCUGGGGAUCCAGCUGCUGUCCUGCUUUGGACGGGGGACCUGGAGAAAGUUGCUGUGGGCUGGUACACGGUUAGGGAGCCCUCAGGUGAUGCCAGGACCAGGCCGGCAAUGCUUUUCAGUAGCCUUAUCAUUCACAGGUGCCUCUCUAGCCUGCACAAAUGAUUGACAAGACAUCACCCAAAGGAUGCUUUCUGAAGGUUUCUGUUUUUUGUUUUUGUUUUGCACAUGACAGUGUGUGUAUUGAUCUGAGGAAGAAGGAGGGGUGCUGGCGCAGUUGGCCUCCAGUGCCCCCCACCCUCAACACCCCACCUGGUAUCUUUGCCAUGUUGGUGCUGAGCUUUCCUGUCGGUGAAAUCAGAUUGCGGUUAGGAGGAAGAGAAGGGCAUCUGAUGGUUUUGCCACAAGCUUGCCUAUGUGUUUCAGUCCUGGGAGGCCACUGCUGAUGCCCAUCACCGCUGUCUCCAUGUGGCAGUUGCUGGGCCCCGUGCCCAACUGUCCCCUUGGCUUUUAGGAGUCUGUUUCUGCUUCUAACCCCACCGUUAAUGUGCAAUCCUUGAGAUUUGCCCUGGUCCCAUUGCCUAAAGAAUAAGCUGAAGUAUGUCCUUGAUAUCUCGGUUCCUGUGUGGAAGCCCCCAGCUCUUUGUCUGACAGCUGAGGGACAGAGACUUGACAGUUGAUGAGCCUCAGAAAUCCGCAGGACGGCUGCAGAUACUUGGGUCUGGUGCCCCCACACUCCCCCAGUACUUGCUGCUCUAGACUGAAAGUUUUGCCAGUUGCAUAUUCAUCAGUCUGUACAGAGCAAUUUUCUGGAACAACUGAAUGAGGCACGGGUUGGGAAGCUGGGCUCUGGUGGGCUUGAGGUCCUACACCCGCCUCCAGCCGGGCCUCGGCUGCAGUGUAGCUGAGGGAGCUGUGGACCUACAGGCACAGGAUGGUGGAGCUUUGGUUUCUUGCUGGAUUUCCUUGAAGCUAGUUCAUUAUCCUGCAGGUCUGUUCAUCUUCAACAACCAGCCUGCUCUCCAUGCCUUUCACUUCAGUCCCUCACAUAAACAGGUUCAUGAAGGGUGCUAAGUGCGCGUGAAACAUGUUAACGACUUAGACCAGAGAUGGCACGGGAACGGCACACCGUUUUUCCUCUGCCCCCAUGGCAGGAAGCAGUGCUUGGCCUCGGAGUGUUUCCCGCUAAUCCCUGCUGUAGCCUGCUCUCAGGACCCCCCUGGCAGCCAGGAGGAGUGUUGAGACCUAUUUGCCAUCCCUGGCUGAGCUCCUGCUCUCCUGUGAACAAGUGUUUCCCUAAGAUCUUGCCCUCUGAAAUGGCUAUAUCUGGAAUGGUCCCUGGAUCUGCCGUGUCCUUCCCCAAUAAGGCCUUCUUCCCCCCUCCCCCCCCGCACUCCCCCCCCCCGCCCCGCCCCGGCCUUGUGUCAGGCUGAGACACACACAAACUGCCAACCACGUACAGGCUGUGCUGCACUCUGGAAGCGCAGGGAAGAGGCAAGCUUCUGCCUGCCCGGUUUCAAGAGCAGGAGGCCUGCAGUAGCCCACACGAUUGCCUUGCUUGCUUCAGCUACCUCGUAGAGCCCAUGGGGUUGAGGGGGACGACUGUGGGAGCCCAGGGUGGUGGUGUGGGGGACCACGGCAUAGCCGCCCCUAGAGAGCCAGUGUAGUUACCGUGGGGCUGCAGUGAGCAAGGUGGCCCCAGCCAGGCUUCCUGCAUCCAAAAUCCAGGCCCUGGGCAAGUAGAACCUUUGCCCUCAGCUCCAGCCAUGUCUAGGCGUACAGGCCAGGCUACAGUUAAGGCUCCCACUGUCCCUUUCCCUCUUCUCUCCAUUGACCAAAUCACACUAAUCACUACAGCUGUUCUGCUUGUUCUGCUUUCCAAAGUCCGCCCAGGUACCUGGGGCCGCCCUCGCCAGCCAUGAGCCCGGGCCAGAUGCAGGGAAGGUGGCCUAUCUGGAUGAAGGCCAGUAUCUUCCUCACCAGGGCAGGGCCCGAGCACAUGACCUCAGUUUUAGGACCAAGCGCUGUGUUGGAUUCUUAGGUUGCUAGCGUUUCCUCCAGGGGACCAUUGCCGGUGAGGCUCACCGCCCAGAGCCCUUGGCCCUGCUGACGUAAUGUGUGCCCCGGACGUUGCUGGGCUGAGAGCCUCAUGUACACCAGGUUCCCGAGAGGUAUCGGCAGCACUUAGCUUUCAUUUGUUUUCCAUGAGGUUUUUGGACCAUGGGCUGAGCUCAGGCACUUUCUGUAAGAGGAUGUUCUGUCUGUAAAGAUGGUUAUCUCCGCUCCCAUUUCAGUGGCCCUGCUGAGGGCCGACCGAGAGGCCAGUGGAACUGCCCUGGUGGCUGUGGGGGAGGCCAAAGCCUACUGAGCUGAUUCUCCAGCUGCUGCCCCAGGCCUCCCACCUGAGCAGCGCAGAGGCGGCCGCCCCAGGGACAGCCGGGCACCUGCCUGGGGGAGGGGUGCUGCCUUCUGUCCCUGUAACUGCUUCCCAUAUGGCCCGACCUGGCCACCCAGAUUUGUUUUAAAGCUGUGCUGACAGCCUUUUUUGGUCUCCUUUUGGUAUUCACAACAGCCAGGGACUUGAUUUUGAUGUAUUUUAAACCACGUUAAAUAAAGAGUCUGUUGCCUUA